This is a messenger RNA of Paramisgurnus dabryanus, 2010 nucleotides long. The record is from RefSeq and is a predicted model, not a curated record. Lineage: Eukaryota; Metazoa; Chordata; Actinopteri; Cypriniformes; Cobitidae.
AUGCCUCCGCUAACGAGUCAGGCCCCGGUUUUUGCCGCAGGAGCCGACACGAGCGUGAGGAUGCCUCCGCUAACGAGUCAGGCCCCGGCACCCUCUAUGACUUUUCCACCUGAUAUUUUCGCCCACGGAUCGACCCAAAGCGUGAGGCUGCCUCCGCAAGCGGCUCCAGUGGCUUCUUUUUCUGUUAAUUCUGUUCCCCAGACCCUUCAACCUUUCACUCUGGCUACCGCAGCACCAAUACCCAUCCCACCCAACGCAUUGGCCUUGGAACCUCCCCCUGUCAUCAAUUCCAUCAGGCAGCAGAUUUUAGCAGAGUUAACAUCACAUCCCAACGCUAAUUUCACCAGCUACCUCUUGAACGGCCUCUCGCAGGGUUUCAAUCCCGGCGUAUUAGCUUCUCCCACCUUAAACAUGAUCUGUCCAAAUUUGCAGUCAGCGCUCGUUGAACCCGAAACCGUCGACUUGUUAAUUCACAAAGAGGUCAAUGAGAAAUUCAUCAUGGGCCCCUUUUCCGCCCCUCCUUUCAGUACAUUUCGCGUGAGUCCAAUUGGAGUAGCCACCAGGAAAUUUUCUGGAAAAAAGCGCCUCAUUUUUGACCUUUCUUCACCACACUCUUCUCCUCUCCCUAGCAUUAACAGCCUGAUUCCGCUCGAAGAAUUUUCAUUGAAUUACCACGACAUUGAUCAAGCUAUCACUCUCAUUAAAAAUGCUGGUCGCAGCGCAUGGAUGGCAAAAGUAGAUAUUACAUCAGCAUUCAAAAUCAUGCCCAUCCACCCUGAUUUUUGGCACCUGUUUGGCAUAUGCUGGCGCAAUAAAUUCUACUUUUCCGUCCGAUUAACUUUCAGGUGUAGAAGCAGCCCCAAAAUAUUUGACAUGCUGUCAGAGGCCAUUUGCUGGAUUCUUUCCAAUAACUACGCAAUCCCCCACGUCGUACAUCUUUUAGAUGAUUUUUUAAUCAUAUCUCCUCCAGAUAAUCUCCCAGCCGCCCAUCUCUCGACAGUGCAGGGAGUUUUUCAGAAGCUUGGAAUUCCGCUCGCUCAGGAAAAAACCGCCAGUCCAGACACUUCCAUUGAAUUUUUGGGAAUCAUUUUAGAUUCUAAAAAAUUCCAAGCGUCGCUACCCAAGGAAAAAAUUGUCAGGAUCAUCUCAGUAGCUUCCAACCUGCUCGACAACCCAUCUUGCUCCAAACGCAAGUUACUCUCAGUACUCGGCUAUUUCAAUUUCGCAAUGCGUAUAAUUCCCCAGGGACGCCCUUUCAUCUCACAUCUCAUUUCUCUCUCGACAACCGUAAAUACACUCAAAGGUCUCAUAUCCCUAGACGAGCCAUGUCUUAACGAGCUCAGCCUAUGGGUAAGAUUCCUAAAGCAGUGGAAUGGCAUUUCUUUCUUUUAUGAAAGCAUGAUUUCUCAUCCCACGGACAUUCAAUUAUACACCGACGCCACCCCGUCCAUCGGUUUCGGUGGCUAUUACAGAGGCCGCUGGUUCGCGUCAACAUGGCCUAAUCAACUUUCUGAUCUCCCAGAGACCCUGUCGUCAUCUGCGCUGUUUGAGUUAUACCCCAUAGUAGUCGCUGCCUUUUUGUGGGGGAAAGAAUGGACCUCAACCAGCAUCGUCAUACACUGCGACAGCCAGGCAGCCGUACAAUGCAUCAACAAAGGUCGCUCUCAUUCCCUCACAUUAAUGCCUUUACUAAGACGUCUAAUAUGGACCGCAGCAUGUGAUCAAUUUUUGAUCUCGGCCACAUACAUCCCCGGCCGUAACAAUACAAUAGCAGACUCUCUCUCUCGAUUUGCUUUCCAGAAAUUCAGGCAGCUGGCACCAGAAGCGGACCUCCACCCAACACCAGUGCCUCCUUAUUCAACACUAAUAUUCCCAUAAAUCAUCCACUCAAAGACCUUCUUAAUACCUCUCUAGGUAACAGACUCCAAGCGGUCUCCCCAGGGAACUCUUCAAACCUAUUUGACAGCUCAGAGAAGCUGCAGAGUUUUCAUCAAUUACACCAGAUCACAG